AUGGAACUGGGUACACGGCUCAGUGGCUCUCCUUUCCUAAAUAAUCUUUUGUGAUUUUACAGAAGGUAGGAAAGCGUUCCUUGAUUUCCUGGCUGCUUCAGUAUCGUCCAGAAAUUAGUGUUAAUGCAAACUGCAGUCAGCUCUGAUGAAUGGAGAGCUUAUUCCCCUUUCAAACUGUUACUAAUUAUUUGCAGUGGUGGAGGCGGAUUCCAGGGCUUUUGGCAUAACGAGCCAGUGCUGUGUCACGGAGCUAGCCACACGUCCCAGCUCCCCAAAUUAUCCCUGCCAUAAUUGUUUUCUUCAGUGCUAGGAAUUAACUGAGGCCUUACGAAAUGCUCGGCAAGUGUUGUGCCACUAAGCUGUACCCCAGCCCUUACCUCACUUACUUGUCUCACUAGGCUGCCGAGGCUAGCCUUGAACUUUAAUCUUUCUUCCUCAGGCAGGGGGUGGGGUGGGAAAGGUGUCACAGACGUGUGCCACUGCCACACUGGUGGAGGGUUUUGUGGCUGUUAAUCAUAAUCACCUCAUAAAGAAAUUAAUGCCUUCCCGUUUCAGGGCAAUUCACAAACACUGUAAAUACGGAAGUAAACUCUUUGCUCGUUUUCACAUUAGUGAAGUGAAUUUCUCCUGAUAUUGGCUGGUAUCAGGACUGAAGAAAGAAGGGGAGGGAUGCCCUUGCUCCUGUCUGUAACUGAGUUCUCUCCACCAGGAAGAGGUCACAGGCAGAGACCCUGCUACACCAGCAUGUCGUGUGACACGCCGUUUCAGAUGAGAUUCGUUCAUCUGGACCUUAAAGGAGCACCCCCAAAGGUUUCCUAUCUCUCUGAGGUUUUCCCCUGGCUCCAUGCUCUUGGUGCAAAUGGCCUCCUCAUUGAGUAUGAAGACAUGUUUCCCUAUGAGGGCCGCCUGAGGCUGCUGAGGGCUGAGCAUGCAUACAGCCCCUCUGAAGUUACAGAGAUCCUGCGCCUGGCCAGACUCAGUGAGCUGGAAGUUGUUCCCUUGGUGCAGACAUUUGGACACAUGGAGUUUGUGCUAAAGCACGCAGCCUUUUCACAUCUCCGUGAAGUGUCUCUCUUUCCCAACACCCUCAAUCCUCAUGAGGCUGAGUCUCUGGAAUUGGUAGAAGCUAUGAUUGACCAAAUUCUGGAGCUGCACAGGGGUGUCCGGUGGCUCCACAUUGGCUGUGAUGAGGUCUACUACUUGGGCGAGGGGGAGACCUCAAAACAGUGGCUACAGCAGGAACAGAACAGCCUGGUGAAACUGUGCCUGUCCCACAUGCAGGCAGUGGCCAGCCAUGUGUGGGCCCAGUACCCUGGCACAACACCCUUAGUGUGGGAUGACAUGCUGCGGGACAUCCCCCAGGAACAGCUCAAAGCAUCUGAGGUGCCUCAACUGGUAGAGCCUGUGCUCUGGGACUAUGGAGCUGACCUUGAUGUCCACAGCAAAAUCUCCCUCAUGGGAAAGUACCAGGAGUGUGGCUUCCAGAGACUGUGGGCUGCCAGUGCCUUCAAGGGGGCCACGGGGGCUAGUCAGGCCCUGCCUCCUGUUGAGCACCACGUCAGAAACCACGAGCAGUGGCUGCAGGUUGCAGGCAGUGGCCCAGCGGACACUCUGCAAGGAAUCAUCCUGACUGGCUGGCAAAGGUAUGACCACUUCUCUGUGCUGUGUGAGCUGCUCCCUGUGGGAAUCCCAUCCCUGGCUGCCUGUCUCCAGACACUUGUACAUGGAGGCUUCGCUGAGGACGUGAAGCUGGGAGUGGAGCGCCUCCUUGGGGUUUCAAGCCUGGAAAUGAUGGAUGCUGUGAGUGAGGGAGCUGGCUCCUUCCCUGGCAGUGACAUCCAUGCCCUCGUCACACAAAUUAGUCUUCACCUGCGCAGCUCUGUGGAUACGCUUCUGGAAAGGAACCGGUAUGUCACUGGCUGGUUCAGUCCCUACCAUCGCAGGAGGAAGCUUAUUCACCCAGUCAUGAUCCAGCACAUCCAGCCAGAGGCACUCAGCCUCCUGAGCAGGUGGAACAGCCUUGUGCAGCAGCUGGAGGCAGCCCUGCAGCUGGCCUUCUACCCGGACGCCAUAGAGGAGUGGCUGGAGGAGAAUGUGCUCCCGAGCAUGCAGCGACUGCAGGCUCUGCUGCAGGACUUGGGCGAGGCUGCCCCCCAGCCCCCAGCCCAGCCCCGCCCAGGCUGGGACACAGGUCAGAAUCCCUGAGGGCUGUGGCCCUGCAUAUCAACCUGGACAACAGCUCAGUGACCCAGCCAUGCGGGGCUUGUGCUCUUCCUUCUGAGCCCUGGACCACAGACAGGCCCAACUAUAAGA
Messenger RNA from Psammomys obesus (fat sand rat), 2313 nucleotides. RefSeq names its product hexosaminidase D (gene Hexd). Gene Ontology annotation, biological process: carbohydrate metabolic process. Lineage: Eukaryota; Metazoa; Chordata; Mammalia; Rodentia; Muridae. The record is from RefSeq and is a predicted model, not a curated record. Gene Ontology annotation, molecular function: hexosaminidase activity. The transcript is spliced from 12 exons. Bases 670 to 2205 code for a protein of 511 amino acids.